CUUCUUCCUGCGCACAAAGAGAGCAGAAGCCGUGUAUGCGCACAAUGUGAGAGUCUCCGCUCAGAGGCAGCGCUGUCCUCUGUGCUUCUUGGCAGCAUCUUGUGGAAGUGCAGUUGGAGGAGGUCGCGGAACACUCUCGGCUCGGCGCGUAUCGUCCUCGGCCGGCAAAUGUACUUAUGAUUGUGGGAAUUUACCGAGAGCACAGCUUACUGUUAGUCCCUUCCAAGCGAGCAGAAUUAAGUGCAGAGCGCAAACACUGCUGGAGCAGAGGGCAUCCUCUCUUUUUUGUUCUUGCUUUUUAAGAGGACAGGAGUUACUGUGAAAAAAAGGAAAAUAAAGAAAAUGAAAUAACGUGUGUGAAACAACGCGUCUGACGGAUAGUGGGAUUACAAUCACAGCAGUUUAAUGAAGAGGAAAAAAUCUGCAUCCUAGGACAAAUUAAAACUCUUGUAUUCAAGCGAGAGCAUUCCAUUCACAAGCAAUUGGAUGAGAGUCUACUUAGCCCUCGGCAACUAAAGAUGAUGCUACCAUGGAAACAAAUUGUUCUGCUAUCAAUCACCGGAUGCCUUGCAGCCUGUACAGAGGAUGUCAUAUUUCAAGGGCCAAGAUGGAGGACGGAGCCAAGUGACCUCAUUUUACCAAUCAACUCCCCAGACCACCAGGCUACCAUUACGUGUGAGGCAGAGGGGAGCCCUCCUCCACAGUACAGAUGGUCACUAAACGGAACACUCAUUGAUCUUGGGAAUGACUACCGGCGUCACAUGUCUGGGGGCAGCCUGAUCAUUAGCAACCUGGACAAGGACCAAGACACCGGGGUGUACCAGUGCACAGCUUUCAACACGUGGGGGUCCAUACUCAGCCGCAGAGCCAGCCUUCAAUUUGCAUACCUGGAUAACUUCAAAACUCAAUCAGUGAGGAGUGCUGUCAAUGUGCGUGAAGGCCAAGGAGUGGUUCUUUUAUGUGGACCACCGCCACAUUCUGGAGAGCUGACAUUUGCGUGGAUCUUCAAUGAAUACCCUCACUUUGUCCAACAAGACAGUCGGAGAUUCAUCUCUCAAGAGACAGGAAGCCUGUACAUCGCCAAAGUGGAGCGCUCAGAUGUGGGCAACUACACCUGUGUGGUUAACAACACUGUCACAAGGGAGAAGAUCCUCAGCUCUCCCACACCACUGGUCCUCAGAAGCGAUGGAGUAAUGGGUGAAUAUGAACCCAAAAUAGAAGUCCAUUUUCCUGAUUCAGUUCCAGCAGCGAAAGAAUCAGCGGUGAAACUGGAAUGCUUCGCUUUGGGAAACCCCGUCCCAGAAAUAAGCUGGAGGAGAACGAGCGGCGUCCCUUUCCCCAGCAAAGUCAAAAUGAAGAAUUCAAAUGCCGUCCUGGAAAUCCCUAAUUUCCAGCAGGAGGAUGCGGGGACGUACGAGUGCAUGGCGGAGAAUCGCAGAGGCAAAAAUGCUGCACGGGGCCGUAUUUCAUUCCACGCUAAACCUCACUGGCUCCAGACGAUGGCGGACACAGCUCUUUCCAUAGAGGGAAACCUCUUCUGGGAAUGUAAGGCCAAUGGAAAGCCUAAACCAUCCUACAGCUGGUUGAAGAAUGGGGAGCAAGUGAUGGCUGAUGGCCGUGGACAGAUUGAAAACGGGGCCCUUUCUAUAUCUUCGUUAAACCGUUCCGAUUCUGGGAUGUACCAGUGUGUGGCUGAAAACAAAUAUGGAAUUAUUUAUUCCAGUGCCCAGCUAAUGGUGUUAGCUUCACCUCCUACUUUCUCCAAAAGUCCGCUAAGGGCCUUGCUAAAAGCUCGCUCAGGCAGCGAAGUCACUCUUGAAUGCAAGCCUCAGGCCUCACCCCCAGCAAUUAGCUUGUGGAAGAAAGGGAAUGAAAUCCUGCAGAGAACUGAAAGGAUUGCUUUGCUUCCAGAUGGAACAUUAAAGAUUGCCAAUGUAACCAAACGGGAUGCAGCUAGCUACACGUGUAUCGCUAAGAAUCAGUUUGGGACGGCAAGCACAACAGGAAGACUGAUUGUCACUGAGCCCACCAGAAUCACCAUGAGGCCUACUAACAUGGAGAUUAUUGUUGGCGAGAGCAUCGUGUUACCCUGCCAGAUUGCCUCCGAUCCAGCUCUGGAUGUCUCUUUCUCGUGGGCAUUCAACGGCCAGCUCAUCGACUUCCAGCGAGACAGCGAUCAUUUUGAAAGAGUGGGUGGGAGCAUAUCAGGGGAUCUGAUGAUUCGUAACAUCCAGCUGAACCACGGUGGGAAAUAUGUCUGUGUUAUUGACACUGAUGUGGAAAGCCUGUCCACCUCUGCCAUUUUGGUCGUCAAAGGUCCCCCAGGUCCUCCGGACAAGGUAUCAGUGGAGGAAAUCACAGACAGUACAGCACAGUUAUCCUGGACUCCCGGAAGGGAUAACGGCAGCCCCAUCACCGGCUACAUCAUCCAGGCUCGAACUCCUUUUACCGUGGGCUGGCAGGCUGUAGACACAGUGCCAGAGGUGGUCAAUGGUAACAUGCUGACAGCCACGGUGGUGGGUCUGAAUGCGUGGGUGGAGCACGAGUUCAGGGUGGUGGCACGCAAUGCUGUAGGGCUUGGCGAGCCUAGCCCAGCCUCAGCCAAGACCAGGACGGAGGAUGCAAUUCCUGAUACAGCUCCCACUGAUGUUGGAGGUGGAGGCGGCACAAAGUCUGAAUUAGUGAUAACAUGGGAGCCUGUGCCCGAGGAACUGCAGAACGGAGAGGGCUUCGGCUACAUCAUCGCCUUCAGGCCUGUGGGCACGGUCACGUGGACGCGAGCGGUUAUCUCCACACCCGCGGCGCGUUACGUCUUCCGAAAUGACACCAUCCCACCCUUCUCGCCUUUUGACGUCAAAGUGGGGGCAUACAACAACCGAGGCGAGGGGCCCUUCAGCUCGAUCGCCGUCGUGUACUCGGCAGAGGAAGUCCCCAGUGUGGCUCCUAAGAGGGUUAGGGCUAGAAGUGUGUCUGCAGCACAAAUUGAAGUGAGCUGGGAAGCUCUUCCCACCAUCCCUGAAAGAGUGCUUGGAUAUGAGCUCAUGUACUGGGAAGAUGACACCAAGCCUGACACUAUUGGCAAAGUGCGCUUAUCUGGAAACUACACGCUGGUUAAUAUCACAGGGCUGAAAGCAAAUACGGCGUACUACCUGUCUGUGGCUGCUUUCAAUACGGCUGGCCCUGGGCCACAGUCCGUGCCCAUCAACAGCACCACAAAGAAACCACCUCCAGAUCGGCCUCCGCUCAACAUACAAUGGAACAUGAUUGGCUCCACACUUACGCUGCACUGGAACCCUGUAGUAGCCUUGGAGACAGAGUCAAAGGUCACUGGGUAUUUGGUGAUGCUGAAGAGACAUCGCUACAAUGACAUCCUUACUGUGUUGACCAACCGAACCACUGCUGAGCUCAGCCUCUCAGCCAACGACAACUAUCUCAUUCAGAUCAAAGCCGUGAGCGAGGGCGGCGAAGGUGUGGGAAGUGAGCCUAUCCACAUCCAUAAAUUAAGUAUGGGAGCGCGGGGCUCGGGCGCGAGUCACCUCAGCCCGCUGUGUCACUCUGCAGUCCUCAUCGUUGCUCUGCUCCAUCUGGUGAUCUUUAAUCACAGCCGAUGGAGUGCUCUCCCUCUCUCCCCCUCCAUCCCUUCAGUCAGCCUGUCCUAUGUUAACCCUCCACUGGACUGGCACAAGGCCCGGGUUUCAGCGGCUGGACUGGGGAAGGCUGGAAAAGACCGGACUGCGCCAAACUCUUAAAGAGACCGUGCCACUUCUUCUUAAAGGACCAUCAGAUAGAGAUGUGAUGAUUUGCGUGCAUGAAAUCUUUUGGUAUUUUUUCCAGUGUCAUAAGUGCCACCGUGCUUUAGGUUUCAUUUUAGAAGUUCUGAUGUCUACAUGACUUAUCUUAGUAUCUUUGGAGAUACUAAUGCCUUAAAACCGACUUUACAUAUAUAGUCCAUACCAAAGUAGGUAACAGAGGCUGCUUGUUUUACCCUAUAAGAAAAAAAUAAGUUAUCGUCUCAGCAAAUUGAUAUAAUAUAACGAUAGAUUGCAUCCAUACUUGAUCAUCUCACAAGUCAUUAAAACCACACUUAUCCAGUAUUUGUGCAGCCUUUUCGAACAAAAACAUCCAUUGCAGGCUUAAAGUUCUACAAGGUUUUGUCAAAUGUGUGAAAGAUGAAUAGCCAACUGAUCAACUGUGUCCAAAUCCCACUUAACCUGUGCACUAAAAUAAACUUAAGACUGUUCAAGAGCCAUAGGCUCCUGAGCUAAGUUCCCCCUCCCAGUACUCUGAUAGAUCGUGGCAUUUUGCUGUGUUUCAUGCUCCUCUAAAUAAUAAAUACCUAUCCACAUUUUCAGCCUAGCAGAAAAAAAAAGCCCAGAUUCCAGAGAAUAGAAACGUUUGGUAUUUCAAUGUCGAGCAGAUCCCAUGUGUACUGUUCCUCCUCUACAUUUAGACGACCUGUAUACUAGAUCAGUUCAUUGUAUCGAGAACAUGUACCAUCUACACCCCAGAUGACCAGCUGGCCCGGUGCACAGUGGACUUUGGGAUAACAGUGCCUUCGGUAGAGGUAUAUAAAUUUUUUUUUCCUCUUUCUUUCCUCUUCAGAGAGCUUAGAAGAGAGAUUCGUGUUGCAGCAGAGGUAUUGUUUGCUUUUCUUUUCUGCAGAAAUUAGUUAGAAAGGAUAGGAACCUCGGCAUGUAGAAGAACCCAUUAUCGGAAAUGGUAUGUUGAUUAAAUUUUCAUUGACACACCGGAGCAUCUACGACAAAAGGGGAUUGGAAGCUUUAGGAAAGCCGCAAUGGAUUGAGAUAUAUGACGGAAAUUCUGGUCUCAGUAUUUAUGGUCUGUGGUAUAAUAAAUGUAUGACUCCAUCCGUAGCAUAAUUUAUGGGCUAUUAAGGUAUCAGAAUAAUUGAUGCGAAUACCGUGGUGAAAGAGCCCUCACUGGAAAUAGAGCAAAAGGCAUGGCUGUCAUUUUACCCCCACCUCAUCGCUGUCGGUUGGACACAUACCAAGCUGAACAUUAACAAAGGAACAUUGCUGCUCUGCUGAGGGAGCUACUUUUCACGCCUUUUUAUCAUGUGGAUGAGUCUGUCAAAAGCCACCCAAGUAAAAGCCGAGGUGUGAUUGCUGGGGUCCUGACAAUGUUCACGUGGAAGGAUACAGUCAACCCAACUGCUACACAUUACUGUGCCUUUGCUGAACACGGGGCUGCGUACGGUUAUUAGCUAGAGACUGUCAUCGUCUGCAUUUUGCACUCUUUAUUCCCCCUCCCUCCCUAAAGUCCCCACCUCAAAGUCGAAUGAAAGCACAAGGAAUUGAUGCAAGGUGACUGGAUGUCCUCACUUAAAUGUCUGAGCAGGUGUGCGGACCCCAGCGGCCUCAUAAAAAAAGUCCGACAUAAUCAGGCUGUCCUAUCCGCUCCUUGACUGGUUUCAUAAAGCGCCGCGCUUGUUGAUUAGACUGCUGCAGACCAGUCAAUGGGAUAUUGAUUUUCCUGCCCCAUUAUUACAGCUGUCACAAUUCAGCUGCUUGAUUGACUGAUGGCCGUGUUCUUAUUGCACUUGUUGUGUUACAGUCAGUGAUGUUUCAGAUGUCCUCCACUACUUUUCUCCCUAUCGGAAGACUUCAAAGACAUUCUUUUUAUUUUCUGUUGUUGUUGUGUUUUUGGUUUGACUAGAAAUCACUGUAUUUGCUCCGCUUGUAGUGUACUUGUAGAUUGUGACUUUGAAUUGGAGCAGUGACCUGAAAUUGAUUAGCUGGUUUAUUCUUUUGAGUUGCACAUCAAAACAAACCCUGUCGUGCUCCAGCAGCAGUACUACUGUAUCUUUCUUUCCAAGAGCAGAAAGGCCCGGUCACACCAGCAUUUAAAACGGUGAAAUUUCAGUUCCAGAGCAGUUCAGGCUUGCUUUGAUCAGUGGAGUCACUUUUCUUGCCUUGAGUUAAACACGGGUGAAUUUUUGGUGGCGCUGACAUUGCUUACAGCAUAAGAAUCCAAAUAGAGGGAGCUAGCCUGGCUAAUUUACUCUGCUGCACUAUCAACUUUUAUUUAACUGCAGUAUGUUUAAGUGUAUCCUGCUCAACAAAAGAUCUGUUUCUGUGAGCUUCAGUGGUGCGAAACCUCUCUCUUGCAUAAACUGUGUGUCCUUAAUGUCCCAUUAUGACAGUACUAAUGACCUGGCAGUUUGCAAUCUAGCUAGCUAUUUUUUUUCCCCCGGGUUGGAGCUAAAUUGGAUGAGCCGGCUAAAUACGUUUGUGAUUUUAUCUGAUUUAAAGCAUAAAUGGAUUCAGCAGGCAUGUGCACCCACCAAGGCAAGGAAUGGUUUGUAAGAAUUGAGAAAAUAGUCCAAGAACCCACAGUAAAACCGAUGACAAUGCCUGGUUCGGCCGGCCAACUAUAAAAAUAUCACAACGACUGGAAUGAAAAGUAAUUAAUUUUCAUGUUGAAAAGAGCAUUAACCAUGAAAUAUUGGUGUUUUCCAGAUGUAUUUCAGGUGAAACUCUAUAUACUGUUUAAUCUAUAAGUGCUGUACAGUAUACAGAUACAUCUAUCUGUAUUCCAAUACUUAAAUAUGAUGGACAGUUUGCAGCUAUGUACUAAAGUAAAAUUUAAAAUAUUCUCCUAUGAAAAUGAGUUGGACCAAAGUAUCUGAAAUUAUAGUUCACGUACAAGAAGAAAGUGAGAGUCGUGGCAUUUUCCUUUGCACAUUUCGUGUUUUUGCAUAUUAUGCAUUUUGCUGCAUAAACUUUACAUGUAUAUCACAUGAUUUUUACUUUUGAGGUGCUGACCUUUUUUUUUCAUAGCUCUUCACUAGUCUGCUUUGAUUGUCAGGCAAGUCUUUAAUCAUAUAUGUCUCCCUCUGGAGCCAAUCUAGUGCCAAACCUUUUCUACCAUUUGGUAAGUCUUCACUGAGUGAAUUCUCGGAACAAGAUAACAGUGUGGAAUAAAUAACCCAGUAGACAGAAAGCAGAAGGAUUUAAGAGCCCUAGCUCGAGCGUGGUCCUAACUCCGCAGUAUGUCCAGUAUGCUGUGAUGCCUGUUUUAUGAAUUUGGUGUGCAGUUUUCUGGUGUGACCGGGCCUCAAAGCAGCUUGCGUGUUUCUGAGUGGUGUUAGUAUUUCCAUUAAUAUCCAAAUAAGGUAACCUCAUCGCCAGAUUGCAGGCUAAAAGGUUAUUAAUUUACAGUACGUAAUUAUGUGGCAGUUUCUCAAACUGCCUUUUAUUUACAUAGACGUAGUUGAGCCUAAUGUGUAACGUCUGCUCAUGUUCACAUAAGAAAAUUAAAGUAUUGUUUCUGACCUUGUGCUAUAAAAAAUACUACAAAGUACAAUCUGAAGAAAGUAAAUAAAGGGAUUAUUGGAGUGGCUGAAAUGUAUUGAACACAGAGCAACAACGUAUCUAUUUAUAUCCAUUCAGUCAUUUCGGUCAGUUUGGUUUUUUGUGGUUGUUGCUAGAAGUGCACCAGGUCCAGUGUAUAUAGCUUGCAUAUAUUUCUUUUUCAAAUAUGGCCAUCAAAGACAACCUUACUGCUUUUCUAUAGUGUGUUCUCUGACCUUAAUACUGGUGUAUUAAUCAUUGAUCUCUGUGAGAUACUGACAUGUAGAAUGGCAUUUUCAUAUUGAAAAGUAACUGUACUGUCUUGUAUACUAAAAUUGUGCAUGUUAAUCAUUGUUUGUGAAUUUGUGUUGAGUUUUUUUCUAAAGCUAUAAGUUAAUAAAAAUGUUUAUUCCAGCUGCUGGUGUUUUCUCUUGCUUUUAGCCAGUUACUAACAUACAAGGAGCUUUCUUUAAUUUGGAAUCCAAAACAAGGACCCCAGGGGGCCCCCGAGCCCUAAAGUGCUAGUGAAUGUUUGGUAAUUUGAUUGAUUGCAUAUUUGUAUGAGAAUUUGCUACAACAAAGUACAAUAACAACUAAAAGGUCUAUGUUAUUAGCUGAGCUAUUCCUGAGUGUUAUUAUUGUUGUUUAAAUUGUUCUCAGCUAAAUUAAGUUUUAACAGAAUUACCACAAACUGACUAACACCAAUAAAACCUGCAUGGAGCCGGGAUGUGUUUAUUCCAGCUGGGAUAUUGCUUAGUUUUUGAAUCUCAGGGCAAAUUAUGCAGUUGCAGUUGUCACUAUGUGCAAUGUGGAAUUUUGCACAACAGGGUGCUGUAAACACUGCAAAAAAAGGAAGCGCAAAAGGGGGUCAACAGGGACCACUGUGCAAAUAUUUGCCCCGAGCAUCCUACCAGGUUAAUCCAGCUAGGUUAAAUGAUAUGUAAGAAAUCCUUUUAACUGUGGAAAAAGGGAUAUUUUUCUAUAUCAAAAAUAGGCCUCCCCACAGAAUUGGGAUUUUGUCAGUAGAAUUGAAGGAGGCCACAUAUAAUGUCAGGCUGCCGUAAAGCUUUGUUGGAUUAAUGAGCCAGGGAGCACGUGUGUUGCCGUUGGCUGUUCAAAUCAAACUCAUUUAGCUUCACUUUAAACAGUGUGUGCAUAUUAAAGAAAAAGAUUAAAUUUACAGCAGUUAUGAAAUAACUCGCACCUCAUCUGAGCGAGACUUGGCAGUUUCUAAUGUUAUAGCGAUAUUUGCUGUUUGUAAAACAUUCUGUAGUUUGUGCUGACAGUUUGUAGUUAUAUUUCUUUUUGGUUGCUAAAGCAUUUAUUUUGCCGAUGGUAAGUUUUACUGUUCAGCCCAAGUGCGUACUGAUAAGUGGUGUGUGGUAAAGUUUUUCUUUUUUUUCCUUCCAGCAAACCGUACACGUUUGGACACCUGUUACACUGAAACUAAAUUGUAUCCAGAUGCUUUAUAGCUGAUUAAAGUAGCUUGAUCAUUGCUAUCACCGUGCACUUCACAUUGCCUUCAGCUGCUUGUAAUGUUCUUAUAUGCUCAGGUUGCUACAACACUGGACCUACAUCACGCAGGUUCCUUAGGGGGAAAGGGUCAGCUGAUAACAAGAACAGGCUGUCAGAACAAACCACAUUUGAGCUUUACUCUUCAAUCAUCAGUUGUGAUAUCCAUAAACAAGCCUGCACUCUCCCAUAGGUCAAAGCUGUUAUUAUGAGCUACAGUCACAUUCUGAAGUUAAUCGACUUCUCACUGUCGUGUGAAGGAGUGCAUCUCUGGCGUCAGACUCGUAUAAGUUGUUUCAGGAACUCUUCUAUGGGUCAGUUCAGACUGAAUGGCUAAUAUGAUCACUUAGUUGAAGACUUGUCGAGACAAAGCGACAAGCUCGCCAUGAAGAAUCCGAGGCGUUCGAUUGAGGCGUCAAGACUUUGACUUACAGGGGUCGGCCCUAAUCAAUACUUAUCACAAUAUGGCAAAUGAAUCCUUGAUAACAGCAUUUCAGCUAAAAGGCUAAUGAUUUAGUGCCAUGCAAAACAAACAUUUGGAAACACAAGAACUCCAACUAAAUUUACUCUAAAACUAAAGAUAUGUUAUUAAAUGCAAGGAAAUUAAAGAGAGUUACACAUUAGGAAUCUUUCUAGUCAUAAAAUAAAAUUUUAUGACCCAGUUUUAAUCCCAGGCCCUACAUUUGUAGCACAAAAAGACAUAUA
Molecule: messenger RNA, 9530 nt
Organism: Haplochromis burtoni (Burton's mouthbrooder)
Lineage: Eukaryota; Metazoa; Chordata; Actinopteri; Cichliformes; Cichlidae
Gene: cntn3b
Product: contactin 3b
Exons: 23
Coding region: 519-3749 (1076 amino acids)
Molecular function (GO): protein binding
Source: RefSeq, a predicted model, not a curated record